AUGUGGUUUAAAAAAUUUACAACAGAAAAAGAAACCGCUCCAACAAAUAAUGACAAUGAUCAAAAUUUAGAUCAAGAAGUUGAUUACACAGAUAAGGAAGAUGUUGUAGUUGAUGAAAAGGAAAAUGAACAAGGUGACACCAUUGAUAAUGGUGAAAAUAUUAAUGAUAGUAAACAUGACAAUGGUGAGGAGCAAGAAGAUGAACAAGAACUUGAUCAAAAUGAAGUGAAUGAAAAAAUCCAAAGUAUUAUUAAUGAUCUUUCAUCAGAUGAAGAAGAAGGGGAAGUUGUUGAAGAUGAAAUUCCAUAUGAACGUGUUCAGGAAAAAAAUGAAAAAAGUAAAGAAAUUAUUUUAUUAAAUUAUUAUUCAGAAAUUUCAGAAAAUAAAUUAAAUACAUUAUUAAAUAUUUUUGGUAAUGUUAAAAAUAUUUAUACAGAUGAUAAUGAAUGUACUCAUAUUAUUUUUCAUUCUAUAAAAAGUGCAAUUAAUGCAAAAAAAUAUAUCGAUAAUUUAAAAAUAAAAAGUAGAAGAGUACAAGUUAUUUAUGGAAAACAUACAGAUGAUUCAUCUAAUAAGUUAGGACAAAAAGGUGACAUAAAUGAAAAUGAUGAAAUAAAUAAAGCGGGUUAUGAUUAUGCAUAUGAUAAAUUUUCAAAAGGUCCAGUAAAAUUAUAUAAGAAUAAAAAUUUUUAUUCUACUAAUAUUUCUGACCAUGUUCAGAAAAAUAAUAAAUAUCCAGGUUACAAAAAUUAUAUAAAUGAUAAUCAAAUUCAUAUAAAAAAUAUGUCUUACAUUAGAGGAGAUAAUUUUACAUCACCUGAUAAAAAUAUUUUACUUCCUAACUCAAAAAAUCAUGCCCAUAUGAGUACUCAUCGAUCUAGAAAUAAUUAUGAUCAAAGUUCAUAUAAUAAUAAUAUAAAUUCUGAACAUGUUAAUAAUAAAGGAGAUGCAUAUCCACCCCCUCCUCCUCCUCCUUCUUUCUUCUCAUAUAAUGAUAAUAAUGCAAACAAUAUGCAACAUAUAAAUAAUCCAAAUUAUAGUCUUUAUAACUCUAGUAAUCAUAAAGUAAAUACAAAUUUCGAUACAUUUUCUACACAUCCAAUAUAUAUAAAUAAUGAAAAUGCAUCAAACAUAUAUGAUAACGAAUAUGAUGAUAACUAUAUAAAUAAUAUAAGAUCAAAUAAAUAUAAAACUGAUUUAAAACCUAAUAAUAAAUAUGAUUCUGUAGGGAAAGGAUUAUAUAAUAAAGUUGUACCACCACCUCCAUACUUAAACAAAGAUGAUAAAAAAAAACUUUACAAAAAUAAUUUAAACUCACCAAAUAAAAAAUUUACACAUAUAGAUCAUUCAACUUAUAUUCAAAAUUAUUCGCAUAUAGACUUUGAUACAUUUAAUAAUGGUCAUAUAAAUAAUAAUUUCUAUCUAAAAAAUAAAGAUAAUUAUAUCGAUCAUAAUAAUAGAAAUAAAAAAUAUCCAUGGAAAAACAAUUUUAAUGAUAAAGAUUUUAAUGAAUUCAAAUUUGAUGAGGAUAUACAAGAAGAUUAUCAAUUUGAUGAAGAAAAUCCUUUUAAUAUAAAUUCAGAAAAUGUUAUGAUUGAUAAUCCAACUUGGCUAGUUAGAAAAAAUACACCUGCUAUAAUAUGGGAUCAAUCUGCAUCUAUAAAAGAUAAUCAUAUAAAUUAUGUUAAUUCAUUUAUAAUAGAAAAACUUCACAACAGAUACUUACUCAUAACGAAUAUCCCACCAGAUCUCAAUGAAAAUAAUAAAUUAAAAAAUUAUGUUAAUGAAUUAUUAUCAGUUGACAAUAAACAAGAAGCUUGUAUAGAGGCUUCUAUAUUUACUGCAAGCCAAGAUGAUGAGCCAAAUUUUUUCAAAAAAAAUGACAAAGAAGAACCUACUUCGGGCGAGCCAAAGGAGGUCGCAGAACCACAAGAUGUAACAGAAGCAGCAGAAACUGCAGAAGCAAAGCCCAAAAAAGGGAAAGCCACAAAAGGAAGACCAAAGCGAGGAAAGAAAGCUGCUGAAACUGAGGAAGUUGAAAAGGCUGAUGAAACAAAUGAAAACAAUAAGAUGUAUGCACAUCUAACAUUCAAAACUAUAAAAAAUGCAGUAGAUGCAAAAAAAGAAUUAGAAGAAAAAUCAUUUAAAGUAACAUUCUCAUCACCAAAUAAAGCUAAUAAUUGCCUAUGGGUUGGGAAUGUUAUGAAAAAUUAUUAUAUGCGGACAUAUAGUAUAUUAAAAACAAUGCUUAAAGAGUUUGGAGAAAUAAUUAAUAUAAAAUUUGUAAUUGAAAAAAAUUGUUUAUUUUUACAAUAUAAAGAAGUUGAAUUUGCAAUUAAAGCUAGAAAUCAUUUAUAUGGUAUACAAUUAUCUAACAAUAUAUUUUUAAAUAUCGAUUUUUCCACUUUAGGAGAAUGGGAAGGGAAACAAAAAUCGAGUUUUGCAAAAAAAAAAUUAUUAGAUUUAUUAUUAUAUGAUAAUAAUUUUUUAGAAUAUAAAUUGGAAAAAAAAUAUAGUGAAAAAAAUAUGAGUUUUUUUUGUGAUUCAAGCAUUAUGAAAAUAUUGCAAAAAAAUAUGCCACAAACUAAUUCUAUUUCAGGAGAUAGAUAUAAAAUGUUUAAAAAUAAUUCAUUGUUAUAUAAUAAAAAUAAAUUCGAUUCACUUUAUAAAGACAAAAUGGGAAAAAGAAUUACAACUAAUAGACUUUUAGAUAAAAAAAAUAAUAUAACAUAUAAAAAAUCAAUUUUAAAUAAUAAAACAAAUAGUAUAUAUGAUAAAAAUACAAAAAAAGAUGCAAGAAAAUUAUAUAAAAGAAAAAUUGAUGAAUCAGAAAAUAAUAGUAAUGAAUAUCGUGAUCGUAAAAAAAAACGCAAUAUAAAAGAUGAUGAUAAUUCUAAUAGUCUAUAUAAAAAAAAAAAUAAAAAUAAUUCACAAACUGAUGAUACACAAAAUCAAAUCUUAUUUAAUUGUGAUGACAUUGAUAAUGUUCAAGAAUCAAAUGAAAAUAUUAUUUCUUUUUAUGUCAAUCAAAAAUAUAAAUGUGAUUUCAAUGUCAGUCUUUUCGAAGGGAAUCCCAAACUAUCCAUCUACUCCAAACUUAAUGUUGAAACUAAAAGUGAUAUCAAAAACUUAAAGCACAUCCAGACAACAUCCUCUGAUCAUGCAAUAUGGAAAAUUCACCCUACUGAAACUCAAAAAAAGAAGUUUUAUCAUAUUUGUGAUCAUUUUAAUAAGAAAAAAAACAUUCCAGUUGUUUUGACAAAAGAACGUAUGAUCUUUAUUGUUCCGCCCAAGGAUGAGUAUUUAGCAGAUCUCGGGGUUGAAAACUUAGAUGGAAUGUACGCCUACGUCUUUGAGGCAAAAAAAUAA
Plasmodium vinckei vinckei is the source of this 3369-nucleotide messenger RNA. Its product is annotated as RNA-binding protein, putative. The transcript has 4 exons. The coding region runs from base 1 to 3369 and encodes 1122 amino acids. NCBI's taxonomy places the organism in Eukaryota, Apicomplexa, Aconoidasida, Haemosporida, Plasmodiidae. Gene Ontology annotation, molecular function: RNA binding. The record is from RefSeq and is a predicted model, not a curated record.